AUUCAAAUGAGUUUUUCUUAGUUUUACGAUAAUUUCGAAAUUCGAAUACAAUUUCGAAAAUAACGUCUGAGCACGUUGUAGUCACUACUUACAAGUUCAAUAAUUUCAUAAAUCAAAUUUAACUCAAAAAUUAUUAUUCACGAUAACAAGAAUAUUUAUAGAGAAUACAAUGAAAAAGAAUACUAUUAAAGUGAAUCCUGCUUUUGAAAAAAGGCUUAGAGAAGAAUAUAAUCGUUUGAAACAGCCAGAUUUAAAAGAGAAGGAAAUUAUUAACAUGGUCUGGAAGAAUAAUCGAACACAAUGUCUGUCAAAUGCAAAUGAAAUUGCAGAAAGAAUGAGUAACAUAACCUGCACAUUCAUUGAUGAUCUUUGCAAUCCCGAUGAUGACGAAGAGUGCUCAAAUAAAGCAAUGGUAACAAGUGAUAAAAAGAAAGAGCAGUCAGCACCAGUUUAUGUUAUGACAAAAGCUGUUCCGUUACCAAGAAUGUCUCAUUGGUCAGCAAUGCAACAGAAUUUUAAAACUGAAGAUGAAACUUUCCUUAAUAACUAUCCUAAUUUGGAUGAAGCAGUUCUGGACAAUGAUCCAAAUUUCAUGGAUGAACUCGUUGCAAAAUAUGAUGGAAAAUUUCAUGAUGACAGUGAAUUUGAAUUACUCGAUGAUAAAAUUUUAGUUGAACUGGUUAAGGCAAUGAUUCCAUACCAAUCGAAUAAUUUACAAGAAAAUACUCAAAAUAAAGAUUCUUGUCAAAUGACAACUAUACAAAUUAAAUCUCCAAGUCAAGAGAUUUUCGUUGCAAUCAGUAAAAUAUUUGAAAGUGGAAAAACUGCCGACGAAAUUCGUGAAAAAUAUAUUGAACUGACUAAGGUUAUGGAACCAAAACUCCCUUCAUCAAAUAUCGACGGACCCGAUGCCGAUUCACUUUCAUUCGAACAAAGUGUAAACUCUUAUCAAACGUUAUUUUGCCGUCGUUGUUUCAAAUUUGAUUGUUACACUCAUGACUUGCCAUCAGAUUCAGAAACAAACUUUAAAAAACGUGAAACUCAAGAAGUUGAAGAAAGUCUGAAACCAUGUAGCAAGGAAUGUUAUAAAAUUUUUAAAAAAACGAACAUAAAUAACAAGAAAAAUGAAAUCGAAGCAGCAACCUCAAGUUCCUUCAUCGAACCUGAUGAUGUCUGGACUGGUUCCGAUCAAUCACUCUUUCGUGUUUUACGUAACUCCUUUUCAAACAAUUAUUGCGCAAUUGCACGAGGAUUGCAAACAAAAACUUGCCAGCAAGUUUAUCAGUUUUCUUUGGGUGAACCAUUAGAGUUGGUUGAGUCAAAACUUGCUUCAUCUCAAGUCAUAGAAAAACAAAAGAAAGUCGAGACAGACUUGUGGAAAAAACAUUUUCUGAAAGACGCAAGUGAAAUAAAAUGGUCGAACUACACACCAUGUGAUGAUGUUGGAGAGUGUGGAAAGAAUUGUUCCUGUUUUGCUAUUGGAAAUUGUUGCGAAAAAUAUUGCAACUGCUCUUUGAAAUGUUCAAAUCGCUACCCAGGUUGCAGCUGCAAGGGUCGAUGCAACACAAAAUUAUGCGGAUGCAGACUGGCUUUAAGAGAAUGUGAUCCUGACGUGUGUAAAUGUGAUGCUCGUCAGCCUGAUAAUGAUAAAUUAAUUUGCGACAAUGUUAAUAUUCAACGUGGAUUGAAAAAACAUUUGUUAAUGGCAAUAAGUGAUGUUGUUGGAUGGGGAAUCUUUCUAAAGGCCGGAGCUAAGGCAAAUGAGUUCAUAAGUGAAUAUUGCGGUGAAAUCAUCUCUCAAGAAGAAGCAGAUCGCCGUGGAGCCGUUUACGAUAAGCAAAACUGCAGUUACUUGUUCAAUCUCAACAAUGAAUAUUCUAUUGAUGCAACACGAAAAGGAAAUAAAAUUCGUUUUGCAAAUCACUCAGAACGUCCAAACUGCUAUGCAAAAAUAUUUCGUGUCAAUGGUGAUCAUCGCAUUGGAAUUUUCGCUAAACGAGAGAUUCAACCAGGUGAAGAACUCUUCCUUCAUUAUAGCGAACAUUUUAUUGGACAUUUUUAAUGUUUAUUUCUGAUUAUCUAAUAAAAAAAUGAAAUAUUCGUAGAGUGAUUGUUUAAUUUACUUACCUAAGCAACUUUUAAUUUGCA
Clunio marinus is the source of this 2148-nucleotide messenger RNA. The record is from the annotation of a GenBank genome assembly. Lineage: Eukaryota; Metazoa; Arthropoda; Insecta; Diptera; Chironomidae.